This is a messenger RNA of Lineus longissimus, 2189 nucleotides long. RefSeq names its product transmembrane emp24 domain-containing protein 3-like. The transcript has a single exon. NCBI's taxonomy places the organism in Eukaryota, Metazoa, Nemertea, Pilidiophora, Heteronemertea, Lineidae. Gene Ontology annotation, cellular component: Golgi apparatus; endoplasmic reticulum; COPII-coated ER to Golgi transport vesicle. Gene Ontology annotation, biological process: intracellular protein transport; Golgi organization; endoplasmic reticulum to Golgi vesicle-mediated transport. The record is from RefSeq and is a predicted model, not a curated record. Bases 143 to 883 code for a protein of 246 amino acids.
UCCCAUAAGCAGGGCCUACCGGUGCAAUCAGCAUAUGGAAAUGCAGUGGAUGCUUAUACGUGGAUAUGUGUAAGCAGUGUUGAAAUUGGUCUCCAGAUUUAUCCAUUUUUUCAUUUCUCCAGGUCUAUAUUGAGUCUCUAAGAUGAAGCAGGUUGUUCCAGUGGAGUACCGACGCUUGCGGGUAGCAACGUGGUGUCUAAUUUUACUCUGUGCAGUUGUCCGAGGCGGAAAUGAAAAUGACACUGCCCCAUAUACGAAAGAGCGCGCCACAUUCAUGGGUGGCACGCAGACCUUUGAGCUACCAGAUGGAGAGGAGUUCUGUUUCUACCAAGAGUUCAAGGAAACCGCGAAAUGGCUCUUCGCCUUUCGUGUGGUCCGCGGCGGCAACAACGACGUGGACAUUGAGGUGAAAAACAUGGGGACGAAAGCCAUUGAAUAUCAGAUGAAGAAGAAACACUACGACCAUUCAGAGAUUACCAUCAAAAAGGGAUUAUUUUCAUUUUGCUUCAGCAAUAAGUUCUCAAGCUUCUCGCAUAAGUCUGUGUUCUUCAUUCUGACGCCUGUCCACCCUGAACCCCUGGAGUCUGAGGCUGGAAAAAAACCUGUCCCCAAGGCGCAGACACUGAUUGAGACGAUUCUUGGUGAAAUCCAUGAACAUCUUUCAGACAUCGCGGAAUCCCAAACGGAACAUAAGGCGCAAGUCUAUGAGGGUAUUUGGGUUGCAUUUGACUUGAAUUCAAAAGUAAACUAUAUGUCUGUUACAAUUCUUGUCUGCAUUGUGGUCAUAGGAUUUGGACAGGUUUACCUUUUGAGGAGAUUGUUUAAUACGCCGAAAAGCUCCACCAUCAAACCAGCCACCAAUGUUUUUGUGUCUCCAAUGUGAGGAGGAAGCGAUCUCAUCACUACCCAUUGAUCUGCAGGGGAUCAGUCCGUCGUUUUUAUGAAAGCAUGUGUCUUCAAACAAAGAAACGGUUUUUUGGACGGACAUUUUAUCUUGAAGUCUAUUCGGGGAGGAGUUUUGACCAUGGAGGAGAUAAGGCCCAAUCCUAUCAUCCCGAAUCGUCUGUGGCACAUGGCCAGGUAUAACGAAAGGAACUUUCAUUCAUAUUUUCAUCCUAUUCAGAGAGAGUAAAGUACACUUUUUUGGAUUGGAGAAGGGCAUGGUAAUGGUGACAGGAUUUGAAUUUAGCAACUGAUUAGUGCAAUCACCACAAAAAAAUGUCAUCCAUCAAAGUCGUCAGCUCAGUCAUCAUGGAUAACUGAACGAUACUCUCACUGUGGCCGCUCAGUUAAUUGAUCCGUUGUCUUGCUUAAUCAUGUUAAUAUGAGGACGGCUCCCUUAAUUGAGUGGUCACAUUAUGCCUUGUUACAUGACCUUUCUGCUAGAGUGUCAUAUUUUUGUGUUACUGUACAUUGUUGGUCUAGGUAUUUUAUUUGUGGCAUUGUACACAGUGUAAUGUCAUUUUGUUAAUAGUAUAUUACAUUGUAUCCAUACAUAUUAGGCGUGUAGCUGAUUAAUUAGUUUAUAAUUUUAUUCUCUAUGAGGUUAAAUUAGCUUUCACACCGGGUAAUGUUAUAUUUAUGGACACCAACCUCUACCUGCAUGUAGGCCUACUGGAUAUCUAAAGUUGAUAUGUCAUUGUAGCACCUGGUGUAAAAGUCUAUAAUAGCAAGAAUAGAUAAAGAGUAGUCUUUAUUUGUUCUUGAUAAUGAUGUUCUCCAGACGCAGUGGACCGGCCUCGUCCAAUAAGAGGAGGAAAGACGAUCAGGAUGGCGAAAUGGAGUGCACAGGAGUCUCGAUUGUCUGGACUGUAUCGUCUUUAUUCUGCCUCCUGCCAAUGUAUGUCUUGUGCUUCUUCAUUAUUCCUGUAUUUCAUGUGUGGAGGCAUUGUCAUUGCCAGCUGUUUAAGGUAAUAUUUUGUUAUAGAUCUAUACAAACAUUAAUGGCAGGUGAUGCGGUAGAGUGUCACCACGUCAGUCACUACAGGGUGUCCCAAAAACGGUUAUCCAAAUCAAAAAUGCAUAUCUUUGCUCCCGGGUUUUUGUACACUCUUUCAGUUAUUGCAGACGUAUACGGAUUUUCAUGGUUAUUGUGCACGUAUAGGGAAUAUUUUUAUUGAAACAUACAAAAAAGGCCAUUAUUGCAGUGCUGUAAAGGUUGUACGCAUCAAUAAGUAUUAUAAAGAUUU